Messenger RNA from Penicillium antarcticum, 1473 nucleotides. RefSeq names its product TPR domain protein. Gene Ontology annotation, molecular function: misfolded protein binding. Gene Ontology annotation, cellular component: i-AAA complex. Gene Ontology annotation, biological process: protein quality control for misfolded or incompletely synthesized proteins. The record is from RefSeq and is a predicted model, not a curated record. Bases 1 to 1473 code for a protein of 490 amino acids. The transcript has a single exon. NCBI's taxonomy places the organism in Eukaryota, Fungi, Ascomycota, Eurotiomycetes, Eurotiales, Aspergillaceae.
AUGUUACGCGCAGCAUCACGGCGCACAAGCGCCCACGCCGCAACCCUCCUACAAGCACAACGCCAAAGCCUAGCUCGCUCAGUAUACACCAACACAAGGCCAACCGCCCAACCACGCAUCAACAAUGCCAAACCCCUCACAAACCCAAAUAUAGCCGGCGCACGACACCUCAGCACAGCAGAAAAGAUCCGGCGCAAGUACCGCGAAGCAUCAAAAGGAAUCUGGCGCAAGAACCCAAUCCUCCUACCGCUAGCAAUAGCCUCCAUAGUCGGCGGCGCCAUCUCCUUCGCAUAUAUCUCCUACGUGGAAUUGACCCGCGUCGCGCCGCAGUACCACAAGUUCCCGGCGCCGGUGGCUGAUGCGCUCCGCACGGCUGUGUACUACACUGAGAUCGAUCUCAACCCGCCUAAGGCGCUGCAGGCGUAUAAGGAGGCGUUGAGGAUUGCGGCUGAGCUUGGUGUUCAUCCGUUCUCGGAUGAGGUGCUUGGUAUUAAGAUUCAGGUUGCUAUGAUGCUUGAGAAGGCUGGGCUUUUCAAGCCUGCUAUUGAUGUUUUGGAGCGGACCAAGAGCGAGACUCUGAUUUGGAUCGAGAAGGGCCGGGCUAUGGAGGGUGUGCAGGGUGCUGGGGUUGGAGCCGUGAAGGACGCUGCUCCCAAAUUUGCGCCUACGCAGGCGAAGAUCGCUCCGGAGAACGUCCAGAUCAAUACCGAUGCCAUGCAAGAGACAGAGGAAGAUUUGAAAGAGCGGGCUGAGACUGAGGUUCGUCUGCGGGACAAGGCACUUAAGAAGGUCAUUGGUAUCCAGAUGAAGCUUGGCGAGUUGUAUUCCAGCGACCAUAUCCAGGAAGAUAAGAAGGCCGAGGAGGCGCAGGUCGCUGCUGUGGAGCUCUGUCUAAAGGAGAUGCACCGUCGUCAGAGAUUGGGUCUUCCCGUUGGCAGCUCGAGCAGUGGCAGUGAGGAAAAUGGCGAGGCAUGGCUAAAUCUCACUGAGAUUGCUACUGCUUUGGCUGAUCUGGCCAAUACCUAUAUCGCCAAGGAGCGCUUUGAACUUGCCAUGCCGCUGUACCUCCGUGCAUUGGACCUGAUCCGCAAUGCAGAGGGUGAUACACCUUCCUGCAAGCAGGUCGUGCUCUUGAAUGAUGUCGCUACUGCUAUGGUCGGACAUGCCCAACUACCUGUGAAAUCUCAGCCACAGCAGCCCGUUGCGGUUGACCAGACUGUCGAAGCUGCACGUCAGUGGGCGCAGAAGGCCAUUGAUGUUGCGGCGCAUAUCCAGCCUCCGGUCCGUGAUGAGGAGUGUGAUAUUACUUGUGUUGUUGCUACGUAUAACCUGGGUGAAUUGGCGGAAUUACAGCAAAAGCCGCAGGUUGCUAAGCAGCGGUAUACCGAGGCUAAGUCGUUGGCUGAUGGCAUUGGUUAUGAAGAGGGCAGUCUGAUGGCCAAGGAGGCUUUGAAGAGACUCGGCAAGAAAUAA